ACGAGAGAGAGAGAGAGAUCAGCAAGCUCAGUGCGAGCUGGACACCAGCAGAAGCUUGUGCAUGAAAGCGCUCAAUAUCAAAGUUGCUGCAGCAGUGCGUGCAUCUGAGAGUGAUGCACUGACGCAUUUACAUCACGCAGACUUCAGUACAGACUCUUCAGUUUCACAAUAUUGGCUCAGUGACCGUUUCAAUCUCCAGCCGAGGAACUGAUAGACACUUGAUGCUGUCUGCUAGUAAGAGUUUUAAUCAACGCACUGAGAAUUGAAAGAGGGACUGCAGUGGUUCAGAUGUCUCCAGUGCAGGUCACCUCUGCUUCUUGCAUGACUGCACCGAUUAUUGAGCAUUGAGCCUUUUGUUGCUGCUGUUUAUAAAGAGAGAGAGAGAGAGAGAGAGAGAGAGAGCAAGAGACCAAUGUUACCAUGACUGUUGCCAGCGUAGAGUCCAUCUUAAUACAUUUCGCAGUUAAAUCAACAGAUCCACAAGAAAUACUGCCAUCAUGGUGUCUUUAUGGAUCAUAUUUUCUGCUUUAUUGAAGUCCCCUGUAUUCUCAGAGGAUGACAGUGCUCUGAAAAGAGAAAGAAGCCUGAAGACUGUAAGUUUUUUCGAUUCUGUGAGUGUGAUAUCUGGCGACGAGAGAGGCAUGGAGCUAGAAGCUCAGACUGAGAGCAUGAGACACAGGGGAGAAGGACUGGACAAUGAAGUUGCCCAGGAAAUCCUCUACCUAGAUGAGGUCAUAGAGGCCAACUGUUGUGACACUGGGGCUGAAAUGACUUUAAAUGGGACGUGUUCCCCUGAGAUUAAGCCAAUUAGAGUUGAUGGAACUGGACCAUCUGUUAAUACUUGUGACACAUCCCCUUUACACAAUCAUGAAGUUGUCAUAGAAGGGAAAAAGAAGACCACCUUUGUUGAUGACAACUUCAACAUCAAAACCAAUGGUCAUGCAGUAAUGAUAGACAAUGACUGUGCAAGAUCACCAGAGUCACCAAGGACUGCAAUCAAGAAAAAGGCACGUUUUGAGCUCAGACCAUUUCACGAGGAGAAGAAACCAUCAAAACUAUUUGACAUUCCAAAAGAGAAAGAAGUUCGGGUGAAGAAGGUCAGACCUUCGGAGGAGAUUGCAGAGCUAGAAAGGGAAAGGCUUGAGCUCAUCCGGGGCCAGGCAGUCAAGAAAAAUCCUGGAAUUGCUGCAAAAUGGUGGAAUCCACAUCAGGAAAAGACACUGGAAGAGGAGCUGGAGCCAGAGCAACUGAAGUCACUCAGAAGAUAUGAGGAGAGGAAGCAGAGGAGACCAGAAACCAACCAUGUGCCACAAGCUGCACCCAGACAACCAACUUCCUUUAUCCAACCUGAAGUAGGAAAUAAGGAGGACAUAGUCACAGAAGAGAUCGACUUUUCUGCAGCACGCAAGCAGUUUUGGCAGACGGAGCAUAGCAAGCAGUCUACAGCCCCAAAGAGGAAUGUUGCACCACAGACUUACUCUGCCAAACCUUUCUUCAGGCCUCAAGAGGUCGUGCAUGUAGAGAGGCCAUGCGGUUCUGUCACAGUUGCCAGUCAAGAAAGUGUCACAUCAUAUGAUGACAGUGAAGUUACCACAGUCAAAGCUGAGAAGAUUUAUUGCUGCUCUGGAGAAUCCGUCAUACCAAACAAAGAUGGUUCGGCUCAGAAUGAGUUGAAUGAUGAUUUUACUUGUGCCAAGGCAGUGAUGACCAUUGUAAAGGAUGAGGAUUCUGAUUUGUUUCAGUCUUCUUUGAACAGCUCCUACCAUAUGGAAGAAAUUGACUCCGGGUUAGAUGACCUGUCCCUACAGUCACAGGACACCACUGUACUUGAGACAUUAUCCAAUGACUUCAGCAUGGACAACAUUAGUGACAGUGGUGCAUCAAAUGAGACCAUGAGUGCCUACUGGGAACACUCUCUUGGGGAGUUCUCCUUCCCCUCAACUCCAAUGGCCACAACAUUGAUCAAUGGGAAACAUGAAAGUGGUAUCAAAUCUCCAAGUGAGCAGAGUGAGUCUUAUCAGGGCGAUAGCUUGACGGAGGAAGAGCUGGAAUACCAUGCUGGUAUUCUUGUCCAAAAUGCUAUUCAACAAGCCAUUGCCCAAAAGAAUGACAAAUGGGAGCCACUUCGGUCUACCCAACAGUCAUCUCCAAUCCCAGUAGGACAUGCUGAAAUUGUCCCACUUCAAUCUCAACUCCUCGAAGAGAAAUCUACUUUCACGCCACCUCUUAAAGUGCCAUCAUCCCUGGAAGAGAAGAAGACCAUCACUCCUCAAAUUACUGUAGUUCAGGCUGCCCCAGUUAUACCAGUAAACACUUACAAGCCUCCUAGCCCCUCUCCACCACCAAGUGAGAAGCCUGAGUUCAGUUAUUUCAGUAAGUACUCUGAGGCAGCAGAGCUCAGGAGCACAGCAGCUGUUACUCGUGCUCAGGAAUUGGAAGUCACCUCAGGGCCAUUCAAGCUGCGAUCACGCAAACAAAGAACCCUGUCCAUGAUCGAAGAGGAGAUUCGGGCAGCCCAGGAGCGUGAGGAAGAGCUGAAGAGACAACGGCAGGCACAAGCCUUGUACCCGCCCCGUACACAAAAGCAGAAGACCAGCAACCAGCCAAGCAAGUUGGUCCUUACUGGGAAGACAGCCCCAGGUAAGAUUGAGAAGGUUCGUCCGGUUCCUCCAGCAUCACCAUGUACUUCAGAUGGAGCUCUUCCCUCUCCGCUGUCUGAUCUGGGCAGUGAUGACUCUGGAGGACAGCGACCCAAGAACUUCAUGCAGACUCUGAUGGAGGACUUCGAGACACAUAAAGUCAAGCGUCGAGAGAAAGCAGAGGACAAUAGCGUUCUGGAAGCAACACGUGUCACUCGCAGAAAAAGUAAUAUGGCCCUACGAUGGGAGGCGGGAAUCUACGCCAACCAGGAAGAUGCUGAGGAGGAGGAAAAUGAGGAGGAGGAGGAGGAGGAAGAAGAGUAAACAAAACUUUCCUUCGAUGAUGGAAAUAUUUAGAAACAGAGAAAUUUUAGAGGGAAAAUGUGCAACAGGACAAGCACUAGUAUUUAUUGGGAAUUCAAACCCCAAAAGCAGGUUCAGAAUGUCCGGUUCAAAAACUGUCUGGUAUAUUUUUUCAAACAAAAAGUUUUCUCUUGAGGGCCCCAAGCAAAGAAGACCAGAGAUACUAUAAUGCUUUACAUUUCCACUAUCAAGUUAUUGCUUUUUCUUUUAUACUGAUUCGUUUGGAGUCAAAGAGGAAUGUGCAAGGAUUGGUGACAGUGAUUUUGAGGAUUUUUGGCAUUAAUGUGGUGACUUAAGUUACUCAGUGUGGAUCACAUUGCAUCUAAGAGUUAAACUUCACAGAAAUUAAAACAUUAUUGAGUGGCAAUGGACUUUAGGAAAAAGAAUGGAAAAUCUGACAGUGUGUAUGGAGCUCUGAUACUGCUGAUAGUGUGGUUUAAAUCUAUUUCAAACUAGAGCUUAGAUGACUGUGUAAGAAUAUUCACAAUCUCUUGAGUAUUUUGUUAGGACAGGUUUGUUGCCAUUUAUAAGAAGUGAGAGAACCUUUAAUGACGACAAAUAAAAGCAGAGCACAAGUUAAUAACCUUUAAGAUUUGAGGGGGUUUGUAAGACUUUGUAAAAUUUAAGACCAGACAUCUGUUUGCUCAUUCCAAAUCGAUGACCUGCGAACAUAGUAAUGCUUUUGUAAAAGGCAACAGACCCAUUCUGCAUUGACAAAAGACAGGAAAUGUUUGUGUGAAGGACCAGGAUGUUAUUGUUGUUUGCAGCUGAAGGCAUCUGUGUUUGGCUUGAAGUUAGCAUCAGAUGCAGUGUAGUGAAUUUGGAAGAACACUUGAUGGUUGAUUAAAUUAUGUAGGUUUUCUGUAAUGUUUGUGUUGUUUUAUAUAUGAUGGCUGACUGAUUGUGCGCGUGUAUAAUGUAUAGGGCUCAAAACAGACAGUCAUUGAGCAAUAAUGUAAAAAUGGUAAUACUUUUAAUGUUUCAUUUAUUAAGGGUUUAUAAAGGGAGUAAUUAAUGACUAAUAAGUAAUUUACAAAUGUGUUAUAAAUCAUCAAUAGGUGUUAUAACAACAUGAAUAAUAAGGACCACUUUUAUGCAGUGCUUGCCAAAUAGUUAGCAUUGUGUUAUAAAUGCUUAAUAAAUACUCUUAUUCCUACUUAUAUUAAUGAAAAAUACAAAAACCCUAUGUUAUAGUGAGAUAAUAAAAAAGUAUUAUGUCAUUUGGCUACAGUCCGCUUUGUGUUUACAUUAAUUUUGUAAUGUCUUGUCUCAUUUGUGUUGUCACUUUUCUUGUCACAUUGAUGCCAAAAUAAUGGUGCUAUUCUGAGUGGACUUACCUAGUCCUAGUUACUUAAAGUUCUCUGCAAAACAUUAUUCUUUUUUUUUUUUUUUUUUUUGUUCUUCUGGUGUCAUUCACAGCAUAUCUCAUACAAUAAAGCCUGAUUACAAUUAAAACAUCCUUAAUUUUAUAAUGUUGGCAACUCUUUAAUAAAUGCUUUAUAUGUGUCUACGUUACAUUUAGGUACAUUUUCCUAGGUAACUAAUGCUAAAUAAAUGUUAUUAAGCAUUUAUGACAUUUGAUGUAAAAUGGCUCACAAUUUGGCAAGUACUGCAUGAAAGGCAGCCAUAUUGUGCAUGUUGUUAUAACAGCAUAUAAAUGAUUUAUAAUGCAUUUGUAAAUGAAUUAUAAGUCAUUAAUUAAUCCCUUUAUAAAAAAUAAAGGGAACAUUAAUGUUAAAUGAUACCGCAAAAUUUGCGAACAAGUCAUAACAGUAUUUUUCCAAUAUGUUAUUGAGAAGGAUAAUUAAAUACGCAAGUAGCCUAUUCACUCUGCCGAAUCGUUUAACUGAUUUUCCAUCAAUCUUUAUUUAAAAAGGUGGACUUUAUUUUUCUGUACACUGGCAUUUUUUAAGCUUGAUUUUGUACAUGAAAUUUAGUAAAAUACCAUUAUUUUACUUUGUUACGAUCACUUAUUUGAUAAGUAUCUACACGUAAUUAUCUGUAAUGUGGGAAUGGAUGUUUUUCCUUGUUUCCCAUUAUUUUGUAAAACAUUUGGCAAAAAAGUAGUGUAAAUAUGUUAUAAAAUGUGUUAAGUUUAAAGAACAAGCAUCUAGGAGAUUGACAUCAAUGAUGGACAUGCAAGAAAUGAAGAUUUAAGAAUCGUGGACAAAUAUGUGGACAAAUAUUACAUCUUUAUUAAAUUUUUGCCUUUGGCCUGAUACAUUUGUCAAGACACAAAUGAACACAUCCUGAGAGCAUCAUUAGACAAGUCUACCCUACACAUAUAGACAGGCACGGACUGGCCAUUGGGAGAACCGGGACUUUUCCCGGUGGGCCGGCUGUGAAAUGGGGCCACAUGGGGCGCCGCAUUAUGCAGAACGCACCACAACACGGCGCCGCGAUAUGCGGAAGGGGGCAGUGACAUGCAGAAAGGACAGCAACACCCCAACAAUUGUUUACAGACAGAUUGUUUCACUUUUAAUUGACUAUAUCACAAUUCCAGUGGGUCAGAAGUUUACAUUCACUAAGUUAACUGUGCCUUUAAGCAGCUUGGAAAAUUCCAGAAAAUGAUACCAUGCUUUUAGGCAAUUAGCCAUUUAGCCAAUUAGCUUCUGAUAGGCUAAUUGGAGUCAAUUGGAGGUGUAUCUGUGGAUGUAUUUUAAGGCCUACCUUCAAACUCAGUGCCUUUUUGCUUGACAUCAUGGGAAAAUCAAAAGAAACCUGCUAAGACCACAGAAAAAAAUAAAAAUAAAUUGUGGACCUCCACAAGUCUGGUUCAUACUUGGGAGCAAUUUUCAAACGCCUGAAGGUAUCACGUUAAGGUACACACUGUACAAACAAUAGUACGCAAGAAUAAACACCAUGGAACCACGCAGCCAUCAUACAUCUCAGGAAGGAGACGCAUUCUGUCUGCUAGAGAUGAACGUAGUUUGGUGCGAAAAGUGCAAAUCAAUCCCAGAACAACAGCCAAGGACCUUGUGAAGAUACUGGAGGAAAUAGGUAGACAAGUAUUUAUAUCCACAGUAAAACGAGUCCUAUACCGAUAUAACCUGAAAGGCUGCUCAGGAAGGAAGAACCCAAUGCUCCAAAACCACCAGAAAAAAUCCAGACUACAGUUUGCAAGUGCACAUGGGGACAAAGAUCUUUUUUUUUUCAGAGAAUCAGAGAAAUUUCCUCUGGUCUGAUGAAACAAAAAAUAUAUAUUUUUGGCCAUAAUGACCAUUGUUAUGUUUGGAGGAAAAAGGGUGAGGCUUGCAUCAUGUUGUGGGGGUGCUUUGCUGCAGGAGGGACUGGUGCACUUCACAAAAUAGAUGGCAUCAUGAGGAAGGAAAUUUAUGUGGAAAUAUUGAAGCAAUAUCUCAAGACAUCAGCCAUGAAAUUAGAGCUCGGUCGCAAAUGAGUCUUCCAAAUGGACAAUGACCCCAAGCAUACACUGGGGGCCAAAAGUUUGGAAUAAUGUACAGAUUUUGCUGUUUCGGAAGGAAAUGGUACUUUAAUUCACCAAAGUGGCAUUCAACUGAUCACAAAGUAUAGUCAGGACAUUACUGAUGUAAAAAAACAACACCAUCACUAUUUGAAAAAAGUCAUUUUUUAUCAAAUCUAGAAAGGCCCCAUUUCUAGCAGCCAUCACUCCAACACCUUAUCUUUGAGUAAUCAGGCUAAUUUGCUAAUUUGGUACUAGAAAAUCACUUGACAUUAUACCAAACACAUUUGAAAGCUGUUUGGUUUGUUAAAUGAAGCUUAACAUUGUCCUUGUGUUUGUUUAUUGCUGUGAGUUGCCAGAGUAUGCAAUAGACUGGCAUGUCUUAAGGUCAAUAUUAGGUCAAAAAUGGCAAAAAAGAAACAGCUUUCUCUAGAAACUCAUCAGUCAAUCAUUGUUUUGAGGAAUGAAAGGUAUACAAUGCUUGAAAUUGCCAAAAAAAAAAAAAACUGAAGAUUUCAUACAAAGGUGUUCACUACAGUCUUCAAAGUCAAAGGACAACUGGCUCUAACAAGGACAGAAAGAGAUGUGGAAGGCCAGAUGUACAACUAAACAAGAGGAUAAGUACAUUAGAGACUCUAGUUUGAGAAAUAGACACCUCACAUGUCCUCAGCUGACAGCUUCAUUGAAUUCUACCCGCUCAACACCAGUUUCAUGUACAACAGUAAAGAGAAGACUCAGGGGUGCAGGCCUUAUGGGAAGAAUUGCAAAGAAAAAGCCACUUUUGAAACAGAAAAACAAAAAGAAAAGGUUAGAGUGGGCAAAGAAACACAGACAUUGGACAACAGAUAAUUGGAAAAGAGUGUUAUGGAUCUUAACACCAUUGAGUUUUAUGGGAUCAGCUAGACUGUAAGGUGCGUGAGAAGUGCCCGACAAGACAGCCACAUCUAUGGCAAGUGCUACAGGAAGUGUGGGGUGAAAUGUCACCUGAGUAUUUGGACAAACUGAUAGCUAGAAUGCCAAGGAUCUGCAAAGCUGUCAUUGCUGCAUGUGGAGGAUUUUUUUUAUGAGAACUCUUUAAAGUAGUUUAAGAAGUUCUGCAUUUUUUUUUUCAAAUUGUAAUAGUAAUUUUUCACAUUAUCAAUGUCCUGACUAUACAUUGUGAUCAGUUGAAUGCCACUUUGGUGAAUAAAAGUACCAAUUUCUUUCCAUAAGAGCAAAAUCUGUACAUUAUUCCAACCUUCUGGCUGCCAGUGUACCUCCAAAGUUGUGGCAAAAUGGCUUAAGAACACAAACUCAAGGUAUUGGAGUGGCCAUCACAAAGCCCUGACCUCAAUCUGAUAGAAAUUUUGUGGGCAGAACUGCAAAAACGUGUGCGAGCAAGGAGGCCUACAAACAUGUCUCAGUUACUCCAGUUCUGUCUGGAGGAAUGGGCCAAAAUUCCAGCAACUUAUUGUGAGAAGCUUGUGGAAGGCUACCCAAAACAUUUGAACUUUGUUAAACCAUUUAAAGGCAAUGCUACCAAAAACUUCUGACCCACUGGGAAUGUGAUGAAAGAAAUAAAAGCUGAAAUAAAUAAUUCUCUCUACUAUUAUUCUGACAUUCAAAUUCUUAAAAUAAAGUAUUGUUCCUAACUGA
Messenger RNA from Myxocyprinus asiaticus (Chinese sucker), 8061 nucleotides. Its product is annotated as A-kinase anchor protein 2-like. The coding region runs from base 498 to 2963 and encodes 821 amino acids. The record is from RefSeq and is a predicted model, not a curated record. The transcript is spliced from 6 exons. NCBI's taxonomy places the organism in Eukaryota, Metazoa, Chordata, Actinopteri, Cypriniformes, Catostomidae.